Messenger RNA from Carassius auratus (goldfish), 1914 nucleotides. RefSeq names its product ras-related protein Rab-11A-like. The transcript has 5 exons. Bases 356 to 1009 code for a protein of 217 amino acids. NCBI's taxonomy places the organism in Eukaryota, Metazoa, Chordata, Actinopteri, Cypriniformes, Cyprinidae. Gene Ontology annotation, molecular function: GTP binding; GTPase activity. The record is from RefSeq and is a predicted model, not a curated record.
UGUUUGUCUUGAGAUGAGACAGCAGGGCAAAACUUGGUUGACGUAGCGCAGCAACAUCGUAUCAAAGUUGAUUAGCUGUAAAACAAAUUUAGCUUAUCCGGAACCUGUUUCUCUUAACGGUUACUUUAUUUAUGACCGUCGACAGAAGGAAAUAAAUUAUAUAUUUUUAUUUUUGGAUUCCGAGAGUCUUUAACGCAUGAAGCGCACGUAAGAGCAAGUGAUCAACUGAUGCGUCAACAAAGUUUCCUUGACUUCGUAGUAUAUAUAAGGGCGCCUUGUGGUUCUCCAGAAGAGCAUAACGUCUGUAUAUUUGAAAACACGGACUUGUUUUUAAGCCGGUAAGAAGAUUAAAGCCAUGACGGGUAGAGAGGACGAGUAUGACUAUCUCUUUAAAGUGGUUCUGAUCGGCGAUUCGGGCGUGGGCAAGAGUAACCUGCUCUCUCGCUUCACCCGCAAUGAGUUCAACCUGGAGAGCAAGAGCACCAUCGGGGUGGAGUUUGCCACACGCAGCAUCCAUGUGGAGGGCAAGACCGUCAAGGCCCAGAUCUGGGAUACGGCUGGACAAGAGAGAUACAGGGCCAUCACAUCAGCGUAUUACAGAGGUUCUGUAGGAGCCCUGCUGGUCUAUGACAUUGCCAAGCAUCUGACCUAUGAGAACGCCGAGCGCUGGCUGAAAGAGCUGCAGGAUCAUGCUGACAGUAAUAUUGUCAUCAUGUUAGUAGGGAACAAAAGUGACCUGCGUCAUCUGAGGGCCGUUCCUGUUGAUGAAGCCAAAGCAUUUGCAGAGAAGCAUGGACUUUCUUUCCUGGAGACCUCCGCGCUGGACUCUUCUAAUGUUGAACUUGCCUUUCAGACUAUUCUUACAGAAAUCUACCGUAUCGUGUCCCAGAGGCAGAUGUCAGGGCGUGGUGAUGACAGUUUCUCCCCCAGUGGUUCCAGAGUGGUUCCCAUUACCGUGCAGCCCACACAGAAUUCGGGCAAGCAGGGUGCCUGCUGUCAGAAUAACUGAGCUGCCACAGCACCACCGUGGGAUCUGGGGAGAAUCGUCAGCUUUGUUGGGCUGGGCUGCAAGGUUGACCAUGACCAUUGUAUUCCCUGCACAGUGUGUGCUUAAUGUAUGUAAUGGACUUGCUUAGUUAUGCCCAGAAUCAGUAAGUAAUAAUCUUCAAAUUUGGAGAGCAAGAGAUGUUUAAAUUUAAUGGAUCAAGGAUUUCCUCAGAAAUGAGAGGCUAUGCUUCUUGUUUCAGACAAAUUAAGAAACGAGCAGUUAGCUGGGGUGCUCAGACAUGACUGCUCUUUUUAUUUUAUUCCUGCACUUUUUGCCACAGACAGUCUGCUUACAAACAGUGCACUGGAAGAAUGAGAAAAAGUGCUUAGAAUAAGUGUAAUGCCACUUUUAGGUAACUCUUGAAUGGUUUCUGAUCACAAUGGGGAUUCAAUUGUGAAAUUAUAGAUUCUUUUUCCUUUAGUGUGCCAUUGUAGAAGCAGUCAGAAAACUAUCAUGCAUCUCAACACCUGAGAAAUUCACACUGUGGUCAUCAUAAUUCUUACACUUUAACGGCCCUCUUGUAUUUAUUGAAUGCAAAUAUGAUCUUGUUAUUCUGUGGUGUUUUUGCUUUCUUUUUUUGUCGUGCUUUUAUCUGUCACUAGAUUAUUGAUCAGAAUUUCUCCAGGGUUUCUCCUUCCAGUCAUGGCACUCAUUUGCAGAAGCGCUGGGAUCAGAGUAAUGUUAAUGGCUGGAUGUGCUGUAGUGUUUCAUAAGAAUACAGUAUGUUCAGAUUUAGGGUUGGGAAUCAUUGACUAGUUCUUAAAUGAUUUGAUUAUUUUUUACGACACUUGAUUUGGUUAUCGUUUCUUGAACUUAUGCAUUCUAAAUCUGUUAUUUUAUGCAUAAUAAAAUAUACAAUAUUGAGU